AUGACGACAGUCACCCCGUUCCCAACCUUAGCUCCUCACAAGCUCGCCUCCGCCCUCCCAGCCCUCUCCUGCUCCCCGGCGCCUACCCCAAAACAAUCCGCCACCCACCCUUCAUCACCCACCCUCCCCCGCAACCUCACCCCUCCUCUCACCCUCGACACCCUGAUCACCCAACUCCACAAAGAACUCGAACACGGCGGCCUUUCCUCCUCCCAAGUCUCCGUCGAGCGCGUCCGCAACCUGAUGGAGACUUACUCCUCCUCCGCCGCCGAAUACCUCCCGUUCGCGCACUUUGAUUACUCGAAGCCGUAUACGCGCAAUUUGGUGGAUGAUGGGAAUGGUUUUUUCAAUCUGAUCGUGCUGUGUUGGACGCCCGGGAGGGGCAGUCCCAUUCAUGAUCACCCCAACUCGCACUGCAUCAUGAAAGUCCUCGAAGGCUCGCUCACCGAGACCCAGUACGAUUUCCCCAAACCUCACCACAGCGACGACGACUCCCGCGUCGAUAGCGGGAACGAGGACGGCGAGAACGAAGCAGACGACGGGUUGCGGUUGAAGAAGACGACGAGACUCGAGAAGAAUAGCGUGGCUUAUAUCAGUGACAAGAUAGGCCUGCACCGCGUCGCCAACUCCUCAACAACCCGUCCCGCCAUCUCGCUGCAUCUGUACACCCCACCCAUCGAGAUCUGCAAGACGUACUGUGAGCGGACGGGGGCGUCGCGCGCGUCGGGGAAGUGUGUGUUCUUUCGGGAUUUCUCGAAAAGAAAUGGUGUGGCGGCGGCGGUGGGUGGGGACGAGGGGGUUUGCUGUGUUGAGCAGGCUGGCGGGGUUGCGGCGGCCGGUGGGGUUGCUCCGUAA
This is a messenger RNA of Fimicolochytrium jonesii, 855 nucleotides long. RefSeq names its product RmlC-like cupin domain-containing protein. The record is from RefSeq and is a predicted model, not a curated record. Gene Ontology annotation, molecular function: ferrous iron binding; cysteine dioxygenase activity. Lineage: Eukaryota; Fungi; Chytridiomycota; Chytridiomycetes; Spizellomycetales; Powellomycetaceae. Gene Ontology annotation, biological process: L-cysteine catabolic process. The transcript has 3 exons. The coding region runs from base 1 to 855 and encodes 284 amino acids.